Rhagoletis zephyria (snowberry fruit fly) is the source of this 834-nucleotide messenger RNA. RefSeq lists its product as uncharacterized. NCBI's taxonomy places the organism in Eukaryota, Metazoa, Arthropoda, Insecta, Diptera, Tephritidae. The record is from RefSeq and is a predicted model, not a curated record.
AUGGGGUUAAAGACUCCAGCGGAUUUGGAGGUUAGAACCAAGUUGCUGACAAGACUAGACAGCGGCGAAGAAACCCUUACACUUAACAAGUUAUCAGCAGAGUGUAAGCGGUUACUAAAUCUAAAGGCAGACACAGCAUUAAUCGAAAACAAAAAUGAGACACGCACAGUCAACAAGUGGCAGGCCACGGCGAAGAACCACAACAAGCGAGUUCCAAAAACACCGUGUUGGUUUUGCGGCGGUAUGCAUUAUACAUCCGAAUCUCCAUUCAGUAAGCAUAAAUGCAAACACUGCAACCAUGUGGGGCACAAGGAAGGCUAUUGUGAUUCCGGCAAACCUUGCAAAAAUCAAAAACAAAAACCUUUAUACUUGAAACGCACGGACAAGGCAACAAAAAUAAACAGCAAAAACCAAGGUGAAGGAUCAACAAUCAACAUCAUAUUUGUUACUAAACAAAUCUGUGUAGCAAAUCGCAAAUAUAUUCGCGUGCAAAUAAACAAUUUCCCGGCUGAUCUUCAAUUCGACACAGCUUCAGAUAUUACGGUCAUAUCUGAAGACAUUUUUCGACGGCUUAACGUGAACAAUAUGACGAAAGUCAGCAAUACGGCUCGUAGCGCAACUGGCAAACUCCCAUUAUCAGCACAAUUUCAAUGCACUGCUAAAUUCAAGGACAACAAAGAAAAAAUCAAAGAAGUGCUAAUAAGUGGCACGCUAUACGAUGGCAGCUGGGAAAUCGCAGAGCAUUUAAACAAAUUCUUUGUGAACAGUAUUAUUGAGAUUAACAGUAAUAUACAAGACAUUGGUGAUGACUCAAUCCAGCCGGUAAAAUCUUAA